Ceratina calcarata is the source of this 6020-nucleotide messenger RNA. RefSeq lists its product as uncharacterized. The transcript is spliced from 8 exons. Gene Ontology annotation, molecular function: GTPase activity; GTP binding; calcium channel regulator activity. Lineage: Eukaryota; Metazoa; Arthropoda; Insecta; Hymenoptera; Apidae. The coding region runs from base 586 to 2571 and encodes 661 amino acids. Gene Ontology annotation, cellular component: plasma membrane. The record is from RefSeq and is a predicted model, not a curated record.
GUCCAGCCGAGGCACCUGUGUUCCACGCGUGUCCCUCUUCGACGUUCCCAUCACCAAUCGAGUUCCAUUCUCUAUCUCUUCUCUACCUGACUGGUUCAUCGCGCUUUUAUGAAGUCACUGGAAGUGACGAGAAGUCGUCGGGGACCGGAAGGGAGAAGACAAAGAGCAACGCUCAUCCUCGUACGCUUGGGAUCAACAGGUUAAUUCGCAGAGGCUGUCCGAACCCACUGGUGAACGGAGUGAUCAUUCUCCAGGCUUUAAACGCCCGCGGACGAAUCCUGUAGAAAAUCGUGUAUUCUUUUCACGAGAUUCCUCAAAAGAAGGAGAAAAGGCUUGGAGCCCCGGAGAUGAAAAUCGAACACGCUCCGAAAGGUCGGCGCGGAUCGCUAGUUGGUGACCCGGAGCAACAAAGAGUCUCGCGUUUCAUCGCCGCGGUGGAAGCACAAUGAGCCCUGUACACUGUACAGGCUUCUAUCUUCCCUCGGUAGACUGAGGGAGAACGGAGGAAAAGCACAAAGAGCGGCCGGGGGCGGAGGGCAGGGAACCGGAAAGGGAAAAGCAUUCGUCGAGUCAUCGCGCGGUGAGAUGGCGACCAACAGCCCCGGACAAUCGAUACAUCUGAAAUCUCCGCGGAGUCCGCGACAGUUGCCGCAACUGCCUCAGAUUCCGAUCGGCGGUCAGCGAAGUCCCACGCAGCUGUCCGUGAACAAGUCGCCGCGCACGGCUCUUGUAUUCGAGUUCCCACCGGAGUACUACCCCGAGACGCCCAACACGAACUUCGACUUCGAAGAAUUCGGACGGGCGAGCGAGCUCGACCGAAACCCCAGAAGUCCUGGUUAUUACCACCGGCAAGGAUGCAGGAGCCCCAAAAGCGCCAACGCAGAUCUGCUCCACUCGCCGGGAAGGAAAUCGCCCGUGCCUCAGUUCACCGAGGGCAGAAAGAAUCUGGGCAAGACCAUGAGCUACCCACCGAGGAGCCCCAUCUCCGCAGGUCCCGUGGUUCCCGCCAGGUCGCCCAGUUCCUCGAAUUUCGGCUCUAAGAGCCCGAAGAUGUUCGACCAUCGGAAGAACUUCUGUUUCGGGUUGAAGAGUCCCAUGUCUCCUACGAUCGUGACCCACCCUAGUUACUCGUUCAUCAGCCCGAAGCACUCUGAAAUGAACCUCGAACAGCAGUGCAAGGCGGGCUACAAGAGUAACACGGGGUCUAGGACGUCGUCCAUAGAAGGAUCGUUCAGAGACAAGAACGACGGUCCUAACGAGAAGAAGAGCAAGAGGCCUGGACGCUUCAAUCGUAGCCAGGGUUGUUUGAACGAGACUGGGAAGAGCCAGAGCGAGGGCAAAGAAGAAAAUUACAGCAGGAGCGGGAGGAGCAUCUGGAGGAGGUCGACCAGUGAUUUAACGGAUAUGGACGCGGACACUGAAGUGACUCUGCUGUCCAGCCCGAGCAGGCGAGGGUCCAUGAAAGGCGGUCUCGCCUACCUGGCGUCGCGGCGAGGUUCGCGCGACAGCCAGUGCUCCAAUUUGUCGAACGUCAGCAACGAGGAUGUCGGUCCGCUGAAUUUCACCGCUCACCCCCGCGGCAGGCAGCGAAGGACCUCCAACUUCUUGGAACUACCCGUGCCCGAUCACAUCAGACCGCGGGUGCACAGUUUACCUGAAAAAGCGUACAAUCCGAGGACCAGCAACGAUCUCUACAGGCUCAGAGCUUUCAGCAUCACACAUAAAGGAGUCGUUAAUCAAGGCGAUUCGAUUAUCUUCAGGCUGAGCAAGAGCAACACCUCCGUCAACAGUAGCAGAAACAGCAACGUUUCCGGGGAGAGAUCGCCGUUCGACGGUUCCUGCUGCAGUGGACAAGGCGUCGGGGCGGACAGCAUAGAGAGCGAGGAGAUGGAAGAAAUACCGAAGUACCUGGUGGUGAUGCUCGGCGAUUCCGAGGUCGGGAAGACCGCGUUGGUCUCUCAAUUCAUGACCAGCGAGUACAUCAAUACGUACGACUCCAGUCUGGAUGACGAGUUCGGUGAGAAGACGGUGUCGAUCCUGCUGGACGGCGAGGAGUCGGAAAUGGUGUUCAUCGAUCAUCCGCACGUUGAGAUGAGCGUGGAGAAUUCGUUAUCCACCUACAAGCCGCAUGCCUGCGUCGUCGUUUACUCGAUCGAGUCCCGUUCGAGUUUCCAGGUGGCCGAGGAAAUACUAAACUAUUUGUGGAGGGAGCAUUACACGCAGGAACGAUCGGUGAUCGUGGUCGGUAACAAGUCAGACCUGGCUAAGAGUCGCACGAUCACAGCAAACGAGGGCAAGCAACUGGCGACGUUGAGGGAGUGCAAGUUCAUCGAGACGUCUAGCGGUAUUCAGUACAACGUUGACGAGCUUUUGGUGGGCGUGUUGAAGCAGAUACGUUUACGGGAGAGCCGCGAUAGGAAGCUGAAACGGCAGGGCAGCAAGAAGAAGAUGCUAUCGAAACUGCACGGUAGCAAGACGGUGCUGAGCUUGAAUCCGGCCAGGGAGAUACUCAACAAGAUGUGUUUGAAGGACAGUAAAAGCAAGAGCUGCGAGAACCUGCACGUGCUCUAAAUCACGAUACUUGAUUCUCGACAAAUUUUAUAAUAUUUCAUUCUUUCAGCAGAAAAUAUGGGACGUCAUUAAUCAUCAUUAGGAAAGAACAUUCGACGUGAUGUUAUCUAAAUGUGUCCAAAGGUAAUUAAUUAUUAUUCAACUGGAUUCCUCCAAUUAAAGAAACGAUUCGUUCAUUCGUUACUGUCGUCAGAUUACUAUCAUAAAAUCGAUGGGUUCUUAGCUUUUGUCACGAUGUAUGAUUGUUCUCCACGUUUUUAGUUUCUCAACGAAGUCAAUGGCCUACGCGCGAGCCCUGGAAGUAUGUGCAAAUAAGGAAAUUUUCGCUCUUCGAAUCCUAUGGCUUCAUAGCCUGCUUGUUUCUCGAAUAAUAUUUGCUCUACCUUCCAGUCCGUCGCUGUCGGUGCUAAACUAAGUACAAAAUCGCUCGGGACUGGUUGAGGCUUCUGUAUUUCGAGCAAAUUGUCAGUCGAGUCAAUUCAUUAAACUAUCAAUUCCUUCAUUUUUUUCAUAAUGUACAAUACUUCACUUCUGUUCUUAUGCUUCAUUCGAAUCGAUUUAACUCCUUCGUAAUACAAAUUACAAUUUGAUAUAUUGUUGUCAGCGACGUGGUGUUUAAAUAAUCGAUGGAAAUUCAUUGAAAUCCUAUUCAGGGUUGAUUCUCUGCGUAAUUCACGACGUCAGGAAUUAGAAGACGAAUCGCGGAACGAACUUGGCUCCGAUUUUGCGAUUCGGUUAUUUGUUAGAAUCUAAUGGGCGACACGUGUUCCUCUCGUGUUGCAACCGGUUGCUCCCUUCUUUUACAUACAAGGUAACCCCUGGCGAACCGGGUCGAUACACAGUUAGCAAAUGGAAAAGUACGGAAAUAUACUAUAAAAACCGGCCGUUUUAUCGUCGCGUUAAACGAAUUUCAAGCUUCGCUUGAUUGGAUCACGCGAUUACAGUUCACAAUAUUUUCAAGCAAUUCUUCAUCCAAACGCGAAAUGAAACGUCUCGUUGUUAAAUCGCGUAGUUCUACGAUAUCAAUUUAAAAAUGAAAUAUCGGUAAAAGUUUCCUAAGUCAUUCAAUCAAGUAUUGCGAUACCCAAUUUGUUUCUGAUAUUUUUUUUUAUACAAUCACGUUUUUCGUUUUUCGUGCAAUUCUCAGAGAUUCAUGAAAUCCGCAGUUCGCUCGUUACGUUAUCGAUUUUACCGCGACUCACCCUCGGAAGGAAUUCGCCGCACGGGUAUAUGAUUUCACAUUAAAGUCAACAGGUAAUGAAUUAUGCGAGGUCGCAUAUCGACUAUCAGUUCGUUUUACGCAAAUCCAGAGUUCAAUUGAUCCGCGAUUGAAACGACAACAUGGAACGGCAUCUCAUGCUAAAUGUAGCAAGAGAAGGAGAUAGAGAAAGAGAGAGAGAGAGAGAGAGAUUUCCAAUAAUUGCGGUUAGGCGACGUACGUAUACCGGGGGCCCAAUUAAAACGACUUCGAUUAAUUGCGAUAAAAACGGUCGAUCGUUUCCGAAACGAAUCGGCUCGCGUGUCAAGGCGGAAGAUUGAUUUCUUGUCCCUUGACUGGCUCGGUUUUCAGCGCGGUCUGCCAAGCAAAAUAGCCGGCUCUCGUUUAAUUAAUCGACGAAACUCGUUUGGAGAACCGAGCCAAACGAAUCGCUGGACGCUGGUUUCGUCCAAUUUGAGUGACGCUGGACGUCUCCUUUCUUAAUUAAAUACGUUAUCCUGUAUAAACGAUCUAAAUGUAACGUCGACGGUUAAUAAUAAUAUUAAUAAUAAUAAUAAUAAUAAUAAUAAUAAUAAUAAUAAUAAUGAUAAGAUGUUUCACAGAAGGUCUAGUUGCUUCGGUGGUACCGAGUCAGCAGUUUCUAUCAUUAUCAACGAUUAGGUAAGCUAAAUAUUUGGACGAUUCGUUUCUAAUCUGCCUUUCAGAGAAGACUCGAUCAUCGUCGCAUUUGUCUAAGGAAUUAAACGAACGGAGCUUUGGCCGGGGGGAGGAAUGAAUGUAAUUAAGGGUUUCAUUGAUCGCGAAUACAUUGAAAUUCGAGUAGGGACGGCCUAAAAACGUACAAGACGGACACAGAGAGAGCGGUCUCUCCGUCGGUAUAUGUGCAUCGUAGAUUUACUUCACUGUCUCACUGUCAUCGUUACCGCACGUUGUUUCCGACGAGACUAGUCGAUGUCGAUCCUCAUCGAGCUACGUCGCGUCACAACGUUUGCGUAUCUUAAGCAAGUUAGAUUAAAUGAUUCUCGCUUAUCGAGAACGGCUUUUACGUAGUUGAUACUCUAUACUACUAUCGGACUGCGGAUGUGAUUAUACUUAUAAAUGUGUAAGACGGGUAUCGGAACGUUAAAUAAAUCGAGAUAAUUGUACUACACGUAAUACGUUUCUAAAUAAACGUCUGCAGUCUACUCACGGUCUCCUGUUAUAAAUUAUUCAACGGCAACGUUUUUAUAAUUGAAUAAUUAUUAUCAUUCAUCAGGUGGAAUACCUCAGAGUUUACGGGUACCUAGAAAGGCUGGUCUAUUUUUAUAAUCUCCACCCACCCAUCUUUUGUACUGUGUAAAAAAAUCCUACGCGAGAAACUCCGUGCGGGGAUUUAAUUAUUAUUAGGGAUGGGAUUGACUUUAAUAUGUACUCAUGAAUAUGAGUCAAUUUCAAUAACCGAGUUUCAUUUCGUCGGUUUCUAUUUAGUACUCGAAGGUAAUAACGUUUCAGUGAUCAUAUUUGAAAAUUAGUCAUUUUAUAUAAAAUGAUACCAAAUCUUGGAAUGAAUACUUAUAAGUUUUAAAUGGAUAUUUAUAAGUACUUCGAUGUUGAAAGGAAUCUUUCACAAGUAGCACCCGAAUUUUAGAAAUCAGAUUUGCAUAGUCGAUUUUAAUUUCACUUAUUACAUUCAUAACUAUUUAAGAAUAAUAUUCCAUUUACUAUACUUGGUUUCGGUCUACUUUUUUUUAUCCAUAUUUCCUGUUUUUGAAAAUACUCUUUCUGAAGGCCACAGAAAUGGCCAUAGAGGGGCUGUCAUUGAUGACUGAUGAUGACACGUGUCCUUACGAAAAUCCGAUAGAUUAUGGAAUCAUAAUUGUAUAUAUCGAUUAAGUUAAGCAUUAAAGGAUAAAAUAAUUGAUUUUAAAUCAAUAGGAAGAUCGUAUAAUUUCUGGAACGAUAUUCAAGAUUCGAAACUAGGUUCGACUAUACCUCGAGAGUUUGAAUACAAUCAAAGUUCGAGGUGCUUGAUCCCACCCAUAAUUAUUAUCCUCCUCUUUUACUUAUAUUUAACUUAAUCUUUUACACUUGUGGCAAGUUCAAGACUGUUUAAAAAAUGAUUUGAAUUGCACCUGUGCGUUCACACAAUUUGACAAUCAAUGUACAUAUUUUGUUAUCUAUAGAAUAUCUGUUCUCUGUGGUAGAACUUAGAUCUUAGGUGUUUAUGUCGAAAUAAAAGCAAUAUGUCUAA